Messenger RNA from Mesorhabditis spiculigera, 687 nucleotides. Lineage: Eukaryota; Metazoa; Nematoda; Chromadorea; Rhabditida; Rhabditidae. The record is from the annotation of a GenBank genome assembly.
AUGGGAUUUCUCCUGCUCGGUGGCCUAUUCCUUGGUGCCGUCUUUGCGCAAGACGCCUCGCAAUUGCCGGACCCUUUUGCCGGUGUCGCCGCCCAAUUCCCGAAUGCUGAUCCGAACCCGCCCUUUAUGGCGUUAUUGGCCCCGCCUCCGCCGAUGAUCGUGCAACAAAGCAUCCAAAUCCAUAUUGGUGGCAAGAAUUCUGGAAAAGACGAUGAUGGCGGAAAAGACAAUGAUAAUGACAACCACACCCAUAACAAUGGUCUCCCAUCCAGCGCUCGCAGGAAGUUGCCGAUGGUUCUCUUCAAGCAAAACUACCCGGACAAAGAUCUCAGAUGGCGCAACUCCUACCGUACCACCGACGAGCUCGGCGUGCGCAGGGGGGAUAUGGACAAAGUCAUCCAAGUGGACACUAACCUGUGCGUCUCGAAGUCGGCCAACCCGAGAAACGGAUGCUCCCUGAAAUCUCUGACGGUUGAUUCCAAGGGCCUUCGCUUCUACGAUGGAAAGACGAUGGUUGGAUACAUUGCCACCAACCCGGGACAAUGCGGAGCAAACAGGCGUGUUUGGGAGUUCAAGAACUUGGAUCGUGGAGAUUACGUCUACGCGUGCGAGGGCAAGGGCUGCUACGAGCUGAACAAGGAGUAUCACUUCAAAAAGACCGGAAACUCGGUGUGGAUGUGGAGCUGC